AUGGCCACCCACGAGUCGGCGACGCUGCUGCGGACAACGAGUGCGGCGCAAAGUCCAUCGCUUAAGUGUUCAGCUGAUGCAACAACUCCAUCGCUUCCACUUUCUGCUUCUGCAAGUGCUCGCACUUUCACAGAAGAAGGAUCGGCUUUCUCGUCCUUCUUAGGACUCGCCACGACCAUGACGGGUGCCUGUGUUUUGACUCUUCCGGGCGUCGUACAAGCUGUUGGUCUAUUCCCUGCGCUUCUUUUAUUUGCUUUGAGUGCGUGGCUGGCAUUCCACGCUUGUGAAAUGCUCAGCGUGUGCUGCGACGCCACCAACGAAUUUUCAUAUGAGGCGUUAAGCUCUCGUCUCUUCGGCGCUGCCGGUGUCUGGACCGUUCGUUUGUUAACACUCGCACUUCUUUUUGGUGCCAUUGUGAGCUACAUGGUCAUUGCGAUGGAUCUAUUCGAGCCGUUUCUAAAGGAUAUUAUGAGUCGUAAGACUAUCAGCUUAAUUUUUAUGCUCCUAGCCAUUCCACUCUGUCUCCCGGAUACCAUCCACGAGCUUCGUUUUGCCAACAUGCUAGUGCUGAUAUGUCUCCUUUACAUUCUUGUGGCGCUGGGCAUUCGCACAGUACAAAAUGACCACGAAUUUGCAGCUCAGAUCCCGCGAAAUUAUGCAGACGAGUUUAGCUCUGAGUUUGCUGCGCUGUCUUACGCGCUCCCCAUCGUCACAUUAAGUUUUGUGUGUCAACUUAAUGUCCCGCGCGCGUAUCAAGAAAUUCAUGACAAGCCGCAGAUGACACAUGUGCACAGGGCACUUGUGGGAUGGGGACUUUUUAUUUAUCUUCUCUUCGCUUAUCUGGGCUAUGCAUGUUUUCACGGAGAGCCACCUAGCGAUAUCUUGACGGGCUUUAAGGCUAAUGACAAGCUGAUUAAUGGAGCUCGUCUUGCACUGGGAAGCAGCAUGGUGCUCAAGGCGCCUAUGACAUUUCAACCAUUACGUCAGCUCGUUGAAAUUUGCUGUCUUGGUCAUGACCGUGAAAGCCUGACGUUCCGCACUGGUAUUACAAUUGCAUUUUUGCUAAUUGCUCACUUAUUCUCAGUAUCUUCACGUAAUUUGGGCACUGUCAUGGCAUUCGUGGGUUCAGUGUCAGGCAAUAUGCUUGCACUUACAGUCCCUGGUCUAUUCCUGUACGAAGUGUCGCGUGGAUAUCUCAUUGAGCGAGACGCUUUCUAUUCACCGCGACUUGCGCUCAUAUUUGUGUACACUGGAGCAUUUUUUGCAGCAGCUUCGCUCUCGUAUCUUUCGUAUUAUGUGCUUUUGGGCUAA
Messenger RNA from Plasmopara halstedii, 1311 nucleotides. RefSeq names its product amino acid auxin permease family. Bases 1 to 1311 code for a protein of 436 amino acids. The record is from RefSeq and is a predicted model, not a curated record. Gene Ontology annotation, molecular function: amino acid transmembrane transporter activity. Lineage: Eukaryota; Oomycota; Peronosporomycetes; Peronosporales; Peronosporaceae. Gene Ontology annotation, biological process: amino acid transmembrane transport. The transcript has a single exon.